AAGAAUGUAUUCAGUCGGUGCCAGCGAACGCACCCUUAAAUCCGAGAUGGGACCUUUUCGCUUUCUCGCCAGCAUCUCAUCGUCUUCUUGCUCAUCAUCACGACUACCGUUCUUGCUGUUCUAGUGGAGUGGUGCUGUGUGUCUGCGAGAUAGUAUCAUAAUGUCGAUAUCAGAAGGCAGAGCAAAGUCGACUGUCCAUGUCUCUGGACUAGAUCCAUCAGUUACUGAAGAGUCACUGCAUUAUGCGUUUAUCCCAUUUGGCGACAUUAUCGACAUACAAUUCCCAAAACCAGCAAAGUCAAAAGAACCACACCGCGGCUACGCCUUUGUCGAGUUUGAAACCCCGCUCGACGCCGAGGCUGCGGUCGACAAUAUGAACUACGCACAGCUGAACGGACAUACGAUACACGUGUCGGCUGCGAAACCGCAAAAGGAAGGCUUCGAUAUCACGAGAUCCAAAGUCGCAGUUUGGAAUCAGGAGACGUGGAUGCAGGAGAACGUCGUGGACGAGGAAGAUCGGCGAGCGCUGCAAGAGUCGUCGGCACCGGACGUGGAUCCGAUGCAAAGCCUGGAAAACACGGCCGCUGGUCCUCAGCAGGAUUAAUAGACUUUCUGAAUGUUUCUGGAAAGCGCUGUGAUGCGUGUGCUUGGGUUUGGUGUAUGUACGAUAUAGUGGAGUGAUUAUGAAUAAGUAUUGUGUAGCUAUGUCCCAGGUUAAGCAGCUGACUGGACGCGCAAGUCAUCUCCCUGCGCUGGAUAUCGACCAUACUACAUAAGAUCAGUACAGAAGAAUCUGUGUGUCUACGCCGAGUUUCAGACAAACGUCAAAAAGAAGACUGCAGAUGACUAGAGACUACCUGUGACCGAGGAGCUUGUCGCACA
Myxozyma melibiosi is the source of this 882-nucleotide messenger RNA. RefSeq lists its product as uncharacterized. The coding region runs from base 161 to 604 and encodes 147 amino acids. Gene Ontology annotation, molecular function: RNA binding. The transcript is spliced from 4 exons. The record is from RefSeq and is a predicted model, not a curated record. Lineage: Eukaryota; Fungi; Ascomycota; Lipomycetes; Lipomycetales; Lipomycetaceae.